GAGGCUGGGUCAUUACGUGCGAGGGAAGAUCACUGAGCAUUUCGAUGCAAGUAAUAGAAAAUUGGGAGGAGUGGAGGUAGCAGUUGCUGGAGUGUCUGUAGUGAUCUCUCACGCUCAUCCAGCUGAUGCCACGGCGGCGGACUCUUCUCACCGCGUCCGUGACACGUUCCCUUUCGCUCGAAUUUUUUGUGUUUCUUUAAGUUCCAUCUCUCGCACUUGCUUCUUUCUUUCUGUGUCGGUUAUCUGUAACCUGCCUAACUUGGCAAUUGGGCGUAAAUUGUGUGUUUUAAGUUCUUGUUGCUGCUGCUUGUGGAAUUGUACCAAUGGAGAACUCUGGGAACCAGCAGGAGGCGGUGAUGCCGCCAAUUGAGGGUGUUGCAGGAGGCGGGACGGCAUAUGGAUGGAGUGACACUGGGAUUAGGGAUCCAUCUUUGCUCAGGGGUUCGAUUGAUCCCCAGAAAGUUCAUUCAUCAGAAUUAGUACAUGUUUGGUGCAUGCCCAACACUGCCAAUGUUGGACCUCAGGACAUGCCUCACAAACUAGAGCCUAUUUCUCUUUUAGCUGCGAGAAAUGAGAGGGAAAGCGUCCAGAUAGCCAUGCGCCCAGCAGUUUCUUGGGCUGGAUCUAGUAUUGCUGGGACAGUGCAGGUUCAUUGUAGUGAUCUGUGCUCCACUUCUGGUGAUAGAUUGAUGGUUGGUGAAUCAGUGAAGGUAAGGCAAGUAGUGCCUAUUCUGGGUGUUCCAGAUGCUCUUGUGCCGCUAGAAGUACCACUCUCUACAGUUGCACUUUUUCCUGGAGAGACAACAGCAAUAUGGGUUUCAGUUGAUGUCCCUAACACACAGCCGCCUGGUCAGUAUGAAGGAGAAGUCACUAUAAUGGCUACCAAAGCUGACACAGGGUCUGUAGCACAAUGUGUGGGUAAAGCUGAGCGGAAUGAACUAUACAAAGAAUUAAGGAGUUGUCUUGACACUAUUGAUCCUAUUGAUGGAAAACCUUUGGAUGAAGUGGUUGAAAGAGUGAAAUCUGCAUCUUCAUCUUUGAGAAGAAUGCUUUUAUCCCCGUCAUUUGCAGAUCUCCAUUUGGAUAAUGGAUCAGUUCAUGCUAUGGACGAGGAUGCCAUUUCAAAUCUUUCAAUUCGGGUGAAGCUCAAUUUAACUGUAUGGGAUUUCAUUCUUCCGGCUACACCUUCUCUUCCAGCUGUCAUCGGUAUAUCCGAUACAGUGAUUGAAGACCGAUUUGGUGUUGAACAUGGAACUAGCAAAUGGUAUGAGGCACUUGAUGAGCAUUUCAAGUGGUUGCUUCAGUAUAAAAUCAGUCCAUAUUUUUGCAGAUGGCGUGAAAAUAUGCGUGUUCUAACCUACACUUGCCCAUGGCCAGCUAAUCAUCCAAAGUCAGAUGAAUAUUUUUCCAAUCCCAGACUUGCAGCAUAUGCUGUACCAUAUGGUCCAGUCGGCACAGGUGAUUCAACAGAGGAUUUUCUAAGAAAGGAGGUUCAGAUAUUAAGAAGAAAGGAUCAUUGGAAAAAAGCGUACUUCUAUUUGUGGGAUGAGCCACUAAACCUCGAACAUUAUGAAGCUAUUCGUGACAUGGCAAGUGAAAUUCAUGCUUAUGCUCCUGAUGCUCGUAUUAUGACAACUUAUUAUUGUGGUCCAAAUGAUGCACCACUGGCUUCUAACAAUUUUGAGUCUUUCCUAAAAGUUCCUGAGUUUCUUCGACCACAUAAUCAGAUAUAUUGCACAAGCGAAUGGGUCAUUGGAAACCGUGAAGAGUUGGCACGGGAUAUCAUUGAAGAAAUAAGGGCCGAAAGUGGUGAGGAGUGGUGGACUUAUGUAUGCAUGGGACCAUCGGAUCCUCAUCCUAAUUGGCACUUGGGGAUGCGAGGCACACAACACCGUGCCGUAAUGUGGCGUGUAUGGAAAGAGGGGGGAACAGGCUUUCUAUACUGGGGAGCCAACUGCUAUGAGAAGGCAACAGUUCCUAGCGCAGAGAUUAGGUUUAGGCGUGGUCUCCCUCCUGGUGAUGGAGUCUUAUAUUACCCUGGUCAAGUCUUCUCAUCUUCUCAGGAACCUGUUGCUUCUUUACGAUUAGAGCGGCUUCUAAGUGGUUUACAGGACAUUGAGUAUCUCAAACUCUACUCUUCAAAAUUCAGCCGAGAAGAAGCGCUUCACCUGUUGGAGAACACCGGCAUGUACUCAGGUCCCGAGCGGUAUACCCACGAUCACAUGCCCAUCGACGUCAUGCGGGGUGAAGUUUUCAGAAAAUGCCAGGCCCAGAGUAACAUCUAAUCUGCACCUCACUACUCUUAUGUAGAAACUUUAUAUGUCCCUUAGCAAUAUGGUCUCUAUGUCUAUGUAUGGUUUGUCUAUGUCACGAUAUGUUCCAGACUUCAGAAACCACCUCUUUAAUGAUAUGUAUCUAAUAGGUAAAAACUCUUUACUCUUUGCACUUUGUGGCCAAUGGAAAAUAGAUUGAAUCUGAGAUUUCA
Molecule: messenger RNA, 2485 nt
Organism: Andrographis paniculata
Lineage: Eukaryota; Viridiplantae; Streptophyta; Magnoliopsida; Lamiales; Acanthaceae
Exons: 16
Coding region: 324-2285 (653 amino acids)
Source: RefSeq, a predicted model, not a curated record